AUGGUGGGGGUGUCGGACGACGUCACCGAGUACGCGGCGGCGCUGAGGAGCACGGAGGACAAGCUGCGCCGGUGCCCCCAGCGGAGGAAGGACAUCCUGGAGGAGCUGACCAAGAGCCAGAAAGUUUUCUCGGAAAAGUUGGACCACCUGAGCCGCCGCCUGGCCUGGGUCCACGCCACUGUCUACUCCGAGGAGAAGAUGCUGGACAUCUACUGGCUGCUGCGCGUCUGCCUGCGCACCAUCGAGCACAGCGACCGCACGGGCUCGCUCUUCGCCUUCCUGCCCGAGUUCUACCUGAGCGUGGCCAUCAACAGCUACAGCGCCCUCAAGAACUACUUCGGGCCCGUGCACAGCCUGGGGCAGCUCCCGGGCUACGAGGAGACCCUGACCCGCCUGGCUGCCAUCCUGGCCAAGCACUUUGCCGACACACGCAUCGUGGGCACUGACAUCCGGGACUCGCUGAUGCAGGCGCUGGCCAGCUACGUCUGCUACCCUCACUCGCUGCGGGCCGUGGAGCGCAUCCCCGAGGAGCAGCGCGUCGCCAUGGUGAGGAGCCUCCUGGCUCCCUACGAGCAGCGGCCCUGGGCGCAGACCAACUGGAUCCUGGUGCGGCUCUGGAAGGGCUGUGGGUUCGGGUACCGCUACACACGGCUGCCGCACCUGCUGAAGGUCAAACCCGAGGACGCCAACCUGCCCAGCCUGCAGAAGCCCUGCCCCUCCCUCCUGCUGCAGCAGCACAUGGCGGACCUGCUGCGCCAGGACCCCGAUGUGGCGCCCAGCUUCCUCAACAGCGUCCUCAACCAGCUCAACUGGGCCUUCUCCGAGUUCAUCGGCAUGAUCCAGGAGAUCCAGCAGGCCGUGGAGCGCCUGGAGCGGAACUUCGUGGACACGCGGCAGCUCAAGGUGUGCGCCACCUGCUUCGACCUGUCGGUCAGCCUGCUGCGCGUCCUGGAGAUGACCGUGACCCUGGUGCCCGAGGCCUUCCUGGCCACGGCCCAGCCCACGGCCGAGAUGCUGCUGCAGCGGCUCGCCCAGCUGCUGAACCAGGUGCUGAACCGCGUGACGGCCGAGAGGAACCUCUUCGACCGCGUGGUCACCCUGUGGCUGCCCGGCCUGGAGAGCGUGGACCACUACCCCAUCCUGGUGGCCGUGACGGGCAUCCUGGUGCGGCUCCUGGUGCACGGCCCUGCCGCAGGGAGGGAGAAAGCCACGGCGGUGCUCCUGGCGGACCCCUGCUUCCAGCUCCGCUCCAUCCGCUACCUGCUGGGGCACGCGGAGCCCCCCGCCCCCGGCUCGGCCCUGCCCGCCCCUGACCGGAAGCGCUUCUCCCUCCAGAGCUACACGGACUACAUCAGCAGCGAGGAGCUGGCCCAGGUGGAGCAGAUGCUGGCGCACCUGACGGCUGCGUCUGCCCAGGCCGCAGCGGCCUCCCUGCCCACCAGCGAGGAGGACCUCUGCCCCAUCUGCUACGCGCACCCCAUCUCGGCCGUGUUCCAGCCCUGUGGCCACAAGUCCUGCAAAGCCUGCAUCAACCAGCACCUGAUGAACAACAAGGACUGCUUCUUCUGCAAAGCCACCAUCACAGCGGUGGAGGACUGCAAGGCCAGCGGCGGGGGCGCCACCUCCUCGGCCGCCUAG
Molecule: messenger RNA, 1638 nt
Organism: Pipistrellus nathusii (Nathusius's pipistrelle)
Lineage: Eukaryota; Metazoa; Chordata; Mammalia; Chiroptera; Vespertilionidae
Source: the annotation of a GenBank genome assembly